Molecule: messenger RNA, 759 nt
Organism: Acanthosepion pharaonis
Lineage: Eukaryota; Metazoa; Mollusca; Cephalopoda; Sepiida; Sepiidae
Source: the annotation of a GenBank genome assembly
AUGACUAGCCUGGCAUCAGAAAGGGAUUCUUUCUCUAUUUUCUUCCUCUCUUUUCUCUCUCUCUCUCUCUCACUCUCUCUCUCUCUCCCCUCUCUCUCUCUCCCCUCUCUCUCUUACUUUCUUUCUAAUUCCUCUGCUUUUUCUUUCUUUAUUGGCUUUUUAUUUGCCUCUUUCUUUAUCUUCUUGUGCUAUUCCUUCUCUUUCUCUCUCUCUCUCUCUCUCUCUCUCUCAGCUUCUUUCUUUCUUUCUUUUUCUUCUGUUUCUCUCCAUAUAUUUUUGUUUUCCUCUUUCCUUCUCUUUUUUAUUUUCUCUCUUUCUUUCUUUCGUUUUCUUUUUCUUUCACUCUUUUUCUCUUCUUUCACUCUUUUCUUUCUCUUUAUUUAUCUCUUUUUCUUUCAUUUUUUUUCAUUCUCUCUCUCUCUCUUCCUUUCAUAUUUCACUUGUUCUUUUUACUCAAAAUCUCUCUUUUUUGUUUUUAAACCUAAAAUAAUUUUCUCUCUCUCUUUCUUUUGUUUUACCUCUCUUUCUGUCUUUUCUUUCUUUCUCUCUCUCUCUCUUGAAAAAAUUCUCUCUUUCUUUCUCUCUCUCUGUUUUACCUCUCUCUCUCUCUUUCUUUCUCUCUCUCUGUUUUACCUCUCUCUCUUUCUGUUUUACCUCUCUCUCUUUCUUUCUCUCUCUCUGUUUUACUUCUCUUUCUCUCUCUCUCUCUCUCUCUCUUUCUUUCCUAUCUCCUUUUUGUGCACGUUUCUCUUCCUCUGA